AGUAAGGCCUGAAUGUGCAGACGACUUGAUAUGGGAAAACUUCACGUGACAAGAGAAGAUAUUACUCCUUUACUUUGGAAUGAAUAAAAACCAGUGAGCUUACAACUUCCUUUCAAAAGACGAUAAAAUGGCAGAAAAAGGUGAAUUGAAACAGGAAAAUAAGUCGGCUUUACAACGGAACUUUUUAAGGCAAUUCCGAGAUAAGGAGACCAGAGAAUUUAAACAAAUUUCCGCCAGUCAAUUCAUGGACGUGUGGAAUCAUUAUGACUCGGAUGGGAACGGCUACAUCGAGGACAAGGAGUUAGAUGGCUUCCUCAAGGAGCUCGUCACUAGCGUCAAUAGCGCAGACGUGGGACCAGAGGUUGUAUCGGAGUCAGCGCUGAAAGAUGCCAAGAAACUCGUGCUCAACGCCUUUGACGAAAACAACGAUGGUCGAAUUGAUAUUGCCGAGCUUGCUCAAAUUCUUCCGAUGGAACAGAACUUCCUGCUGCUGUUUCGGCGAGACCAUCCACUGGAUUCAAGCGUCGAAUUCAUGAAGAUCUGGCGAGAGUAUGACAGCGACCACAGCGGUUUCAUAGAAGCAGACGAACUCAAGAAUUUUCUGUACGACCUGUUAAAACAGUCAGAGAGGGAGAAUGACGUUUCCGAGGAGCAGCUCAUCGUUUACGCUGAUACCAUGCUGCAGCUGUUUGAUAGAAACAAGGAUGGCAAGCUACAGUUGAGCGAAAUGGCAAAGUUGCUUCCUGUAAGGGAAAACUUCCUUUGUCGUCCAAUAUUUAAGCGCAAAAGUGGCGGAUGGUACAUGGGCUGCAGCCGACUAAAUUCGGACGAUAUUGACAGGGUCUUCAACCUUUAUGAUGUGGAUCACAAUGGAUAUAUUGAGAAUGAUGAACUCCACGGCUUCCUUAAGGACUUGAUGGAACUCGUCGAGGACGAUUAUGACGCCGACGACCUGCUGGACUGCCAGAAGAUCCUGCUGGACAAGUGUGAUAUGAACAGGGACGGGAAGAUCAACAAGGAGGAGCUAACAAUGGUCCUCACUUCCUGCAACAAGAACAGCACCGUAGAGGAACCCAAGGUUUGAGUCACGUGGUACACAUGUUUUGGUGACGUUCAAGCGUUGAACAUCGCGUGAUGUGAACUUUUCAGAGUCACGUGACCAAUGACGAAAAAAAUGGCUUCCCCGUAGACGAGCGGGUCGUGGUCACUUGGAUAUUAUGUACAUAAUUUUCCUUUAUUUUAAUUAGGUGAAGUUUUUUUGCAUAUCAUCAAUGCAUAUUUCUCGUCUCGUUUCCUUGAAAUUAUUCUUUUUACGAACCCUCGAAAAAACAUUGUUAUGAGAAUGUGUUGGAUAAAAGAUUUUCCCAAUAUAUUAUCAUAUCAUGAAUACCACAAAGUGCGAAUUAUGCACAGUUAAUAGACAAUAUUUAAUUGCAAACUACGAAUCAUUGCCACAUAUAUGUCACAUUCGACGAAGUUAUUCAGUAUUUGCUUUUGAUUUUUUACUGAAUAAGACUGUUCAAAUGCAAACAAUAUUGUUGUUUUUGUUGUGUGUUUUUUUCUUUCUAGAACAUUCAUAUCAGUUAAUUUCAGUGUUCUGAUGCUGUAUUUACUGCUUAAAGGCAGCUUAUUUUUAAGUAGUGUGUAAAGGUAGCAUAUUUUGUAAUGUUUUUUUUAAAUAUUAAUUACCGUAACAUAUUUACAUGUACUAUGUGUAGCAUUAUAAAUGUUCUUCGUUGGUUUGUCAGUGAUAGGUAUUAUUCUAGAGUUGCCAUGUGUGUGUGUAGUGUUGUAGACGAGCUUAAAAUUGAGCUUGGACAAUCAACGAAUAUCAAACCCCAGCAUUUAAAUGUGCGUUUUUCGUUAUGGAAUUAUGUUUUAAUAUAACGUUAAAAUACAAUUUAAAGAAAAGUGUAAUGUUAAACAAAAUCGUAAGCCCUUGUGUUGUUGUGUUUUAUUUCCGAUUUUUUGCUUAGAAUUUAUAGAGAAAAAAACAUUGUUAUUUGUGAUCAAACAUCGGCUAUAGAUAAAAACAUUUUUUUUUUAAUUCGACAUCAUAAUGGAUAUGUCAAUCUUUGUAUUUGUUUUAUUAUGGAUUUCGUUUAUUUUAAACAGUUAGUUUUAUCAUUUUUGUCUUCUAUUGUUUCAUGAAUUCGGAAGUUUAGAAAAUUGUCAUAGACGAACGCUUAAGAGAAAAUCAAUCGACCAUUUAAAUGCAAUUGGUCUUUUUCAAAGAGAACUUAUAGCAAUUCGGUCGUCUGAAAAUGAUAUGCUAUUUAUACAACAUAUUUAUUUGUUUGCUUUACAAAAUAAAUUCCCUAGAAUUGUG
Molecule: messenger RNA, 2329 nt
Organism: Mya arenaria
Lineage: Eukaryota; Metazoa; Mollusca; Bivalvia; Myida; Myidae
Product: calbindin-32-like
Exons: 12
Coding region: 128-1084 (318 amino acids)
Biological process (GO): regulation of long-term synaptic potentiation; regulation of presynaptic cytosolic calcium ion concentration
Cellular component (GO): dendrite; nucleus; terminal bouton
Molecular function (GO): calcium ion binding
Source: RefSeq, a predicted model, not a curated record